Aspergillus niger is the source of this 633-nucleotide messenger RNA. RefSeq lists its product as hypothetical. The transcript is spliced from 4 exons. The coding region runs from base 1 to 633 and encodes 210 amino acids. The record is from RefSeq and is a predicted model, not a curated record. NCBI's taxonomy places the organism in Eukaryota, Fungi, Ascomycota, Eurotiomycetes, Eurotiales, Aspergillaceae.
AUGAGGACACUGGCCAUUGUGGGCGUGGGGCAAGUCGUCUCGGAAGUAGAGGAAGGCGAGCUUUCGCUCAGUAUUAUCCGCACAAGCGCAAAGUUUUGCAGAAGCCAGAAAUUUGUGUCGAAAAUCAAUCACAUUCGCGGAUUCUACUUCAGGUUAGGCACUGGCAAUUUAGAAAACGCAACCAUAAAACCUGGAGAAGAUGAGGAAUACCUACCUGGAGAGAAAAGGGGGGCGGAGCGAGCAGGGCAAGGGCAGCAACAACCAGACGAACCGGUGGUUUCUAGCGCCGAGGAUCCGUGCUGUCUUCGCAAUGCCGGCGGACUUUCGCACUCAACAUCUCUCUAUGACUUUGCAGAUGAGCUGAUGCAAAACAUGACUUGUAUGGAUGAAGACUUGUCGACUUCGCUUGAUCAGCAGACUUUGAACAUGCUAAAAGAGGUUGCAAUCCAGAAAGUGCAAAAACUAAUGGUCAACAACAGAUCUUCGUCGGCGUUUCAAUCCGGUGGCGUCCAAAGGUAUACCGGUAAGGCGCUCUUCCGCGUAUUUAUCGCCAGCAGUGAGGAACCCAAGAGUGCCUCGCGCAGACUGCAGUGCUCGAGUUGGAAGGCCCAUUCUCAACGGAAAGCCUUCUAG